AUGUUCCAACUGCGCUCGUUGCGUGCCCAAGCGAUUAAGCGUUUUACCGUUCGUAACAUGGUAGAGAGCGCCGCUGUUCGUGAUAUUACCGAUGCAUCCGUGUACGAAGAAUACGCACUUCCUAAGUUAUACAUCAAACUGCAUUAUUGCGUCUCAUGUGCGAUUCAUUCUCACGUCGUCAGAGUUAGGUCACGCAAAGGACGCCGUAAUCGUAAUCCGCCGCCGAGAAUUCGAUAUAACAAGGAUGGCAAAAAAAUCAACCCCAACGUUGCACAAAAACUUACUCAAUAA
Acaulospora morrowiae is the source of this 291-nucleotide messenger RNA. Lineage: Eukaryota; Fungi; Glomeromycota; Glomeromycetes; Diversisporales; Acaulosporaceae. The record is from the annotation of a GenBank genome assembly.